Messenger RNA from Phytophthora sojae, 2532 nucleotides. RefSeq lists its product as hypothetical. Gene Ontology annotation, cellular component: mRNA cleavage and polyadenylation specificity factor complex. The transcript has a single exon. Gene Ontology annotation, molecular function: RNA binding. Bases 1 to 2532 code for a protein of 843 amino acids. The record is from RefSeq and is a predicted model, not a curated record. NCBI's taxonomy places the organism in Eukaryota, Oomycota, Peronosporomycetes, Peronosporales, Peronosporaceae.
AUGGCGAAAGGAUCUCAAUCGGCGGUACCAGCAACUCCGAUGAAGUCCGGCGGAACGCGAGGCGACGACUCGACGGCGGCCCUGAUCACGCCGCAACUCGACCCGAUUGCUGAGCGCCACGUCAGCUUCGACGAGUCGAUGACUGGAUCCGACGCCAAGGACGAAGAAAUGGAUGAAGAAUACGACGAUUACCUGGAGGAGAAGGCGCCUGCGCCAGCGGUGGUGACACCCGAGACUCCGGAAGAUGCAGUGAUGUCCGCGGGGCGCAGCGGGGGCUCGCGCUCCCUGGCGCACAGUCUCGCGAGCGAGUUGGAAGACGACGCGCCUCCCGUCUCGCGCAACCUCGCGGACGAACUGGAUGAUGUGGAUGGCCCUGAGCCAGCGUAUGAUGACAUGGAAGAGUUUGAAGACAGCGCCGACGACUCACGAUCGCCGGUGCUGACGACUCAAGUAACCGAGCAAACCUCGGGCAACCGGCCGCCGAUGAAUGGAGACACGCCGGCAGCCAACAAGGUACUCGGCCGAUGCUUUGAAGCAAUGCGUGCGAGCGAAUGGGGUCGACUCUUCGAGCCGCGCAUGAUCAGCCAAGCGGUGUGGGCAGACCUGAGCCACGAGUUGGCGCGACCGGUGAAUGCGGUCACAGUUGAGCAAGUGGCGAAGGACACGGUGACGUUCCUGAAAGCGUUGGGUCUCCGGCCCACGCUUGCCCCGUCGCCGUCGACUCUGGAGAGUUUCCUGCCCGCGGAAGCCGGAGCCGAGCUCUGGCAAUGGAAGAAGAAGUUGUGUACAACCUUCGGGGUGACCCCCUUCUCUUUGGAACAGCCGAAGGCGGCUCGCACCAACAAGGGUGGCGCUGAUCCAGCGCGCGUCCCGCUCCCGCGAACUCCGAAGAAGACCGAGCGCAGUUACUCAGCCCGGGCUGCGACUGGAGAAGUGUUCAGUGCGUCGGGCGAGCGAUCGCCGAACUUUCAAGACUCCCACAUGGUCACUCCACCCGCGACGACUCGUAAUGAACGAGUUGCGCGUGGUGCCGAAGACUCGAGAGUGACCAGGAGCAGUCUACGAAGCUCCGGACGGAGCUCAAGUCGCAAGUCCCGCUACGCCGACGACUCAUCUGAUGACGACGAUGACUUCACGGGAGACGGAGGUGCGCAAAUGGACGAAUAUCUGCGACAGAUCCGGGAGGUGAGCGACGCAGAGACCGUGAACCCGACGCCGAGGCUCGAGGUAGCGAUGCACCGACCACUGGGGCAGAUCUCGACGUUCUCGGGCGCUCGCAACAGGAGCGAGAACUCGAUGCAGUGGCUGCGCGCGUUUGUGUACGAGAUGAAAGGUACACACGCGCCGCCCAAUGAAUGGUGCAUGCCCUUCGAACUCCGCCUGAGAGACGGCGCGGUACACUGGCACCGACAACAGACCAAGAAGACCAAGCGAACCGGGACUUUGCUGAGCGAAGCCUUCAUCCGCUACUACUGCUCCCAGUUCAGCCAGUCAGCGGAAACCCGAUACUACUCUGCCAAGCGCGACGACAAGGAACACGUCUGCGACUACCUGAACCGACUUAACGGCUACGCCCGCAACGCAGGCGUCCAGUUCGAGAACGGCGGCCGCAAGGCGAAGGACCACGUCAAGCGCUUCCUGGAGACUUGCGGCGACCGUAAGCUGGAGAGACGACUCGCUCCUCUGCGGAUCAAGGACAUCCAUGAGCUGGAGGAGAUGAUCAUCGAAAUGCUGAAGGUUGAAGAGCGACAGAGUUCGCGCGAGUCUUCGCAGUCGCGAUCCAAGGCUCGGGAGCCGUCCCGCCGACGUGAUGACAGGCGUCCCGAUGACUCGCGUCGCCGAGAUGACCGGCGCCGGCAAGACACCCGAGACGGGUACCGCCGCGAUGACUCGCGAACUGGCCACAGCCGUGGGGAUCGACGCGAACGAGAUUAUGAGCGUCGUCGCGACGACUCUAGGAUCGUUCCUCGCGUGACCCUGGCUGACGCAUCUGUGGAAGACAUAGUCGCUGAACUGCAAGGACGGGACGCCAGGAGCACCUCGACCGGACGCGACAGUACGCGCCAGCAGUUCAGCGAUGACAGCGACGCCGCCAGCGAUCGAGGCUCCGAUGACUCGUGGUACUCGGAGGAAGGCGGACACGAUGGGUACUCAACGGAUGGCAGCGAUCACUACGUGGCUGCGGCGCACGAGAGCGAACGACGCGCGGCAGCCGACGGCACGUACGCCAGGUCCGACAAUCGGCCUUCCCGACGCGAUCAGAGUGGUCGGGAACCCAGCCGGGACAACCGAUACCAGAGCCGAGAUGGCCGUGACAAUCGACGACGCCAGUACGGUCCCUGCGCUGCCUGUGGUGGUCUCUCCCACUCAGCCCACUUCUGCAACCGGCGCUGCAAGUUGUGCAAACAAGUGCACGACGCAGGCCGAUGCGAAGUGUUCCAUGAACUCACCAAGCUUGUCCGCAACAAGGUGGACAAGAAGGACCUCACUCCUGAGCUCCAGAACCUCCUCUUCACGGAACAUAUAAACUAG